Molecule: messenger RNA, 4871 nt
Organism: Pangasianodon hypophthalmus (striped catfish)
Lineage: Eukaryota; Metazoa; Chordata; Actinopteri; Siluriformes; Pangasiidae
Gene: inka2
Product: inka box actin regulator 2
Exons: 2
Coding region: 2562-3704 (380 amino acids)
Cellular component (GO): nucleus
Molecular function (GO): protein serine/threonine kinase inhibitor activity; protein kinase binding
Source: RefSeq, a predicted model, not a curated record
AUGUACUGGAAUACACCAAUAUGUCUAUGUUCAGUGUGUACUGGAAUAUACCGUUACUGCUACAAUCAGUAUUUACUGGAAUCUGCCAUUACAGCAAUGACCAGUAUGUACAAUGGUUUAUUAUAUUCAGCAUGAAUUGUCAUUUACGAAGUGAAAGUUCCCUGUUAUUUUGGAUGGCUUUCCUCAAGUGAUAAUAACUGCUAAUGACAGCUCUAAACACUAGCCAUUGGACUAAGCCAUUGAUGUGCCAGGCACUGCAUUAUAGAAUUCAUAUAUUGGUGUAUAAUUACACCAAAACUAAUACUGUAGACAGCAGUAUAAAUAGUAUGUUAGUGAAAAGCAAAUUUCUGUAAUUUACUAAUGAUUAAGCCAUGUCAGUUCCUUUAGAAAGUUCCUCAGUACAGGCUGUCAUUACCAAGGCUUUUUAUCUGUACUCCCUUUUGCCUGCAGGGCUGAUGAGUGUGUCUUAACUCAGUCUGCGACCUCUGAACAGCUCCAAGUUUGAAGCCAAGUAGAAGAAGGAGAUGUCAGAUGCAUGAGUAGAGAUUUCAAACCAGUUAAAACAGCAUUUAGAUGUUCACACAAUUUUUGAUUACACAAUACAAUCUAUAAAGUUGCAAUGAAUUUUGUGUACAUACACACAACAUUUUUAGAAUGUGUGAUUCUUGACAUGCUAAAAUUUUCUCUCCCUCUCUCCCAUGCAAAGGAAAAACCUUAAACUUCAGCUUAAAAAGGUGCUGAUUGUGAAUAUAACAUGGCAUUCACACUUAAACAGUCAGGGCAUUGAGUAUACUACCAUCCACUUUUUACUAGCACUUUUAUUCAGUAUUCCUGCACCUUGUGAAUGAAUACCUCCUUUUCAUUCCUCUGUUUAUAAGUGAAGUAAUUGCACUUAUCCUUCCCAGAGGUGCAAUAAAGAUCAUUAAGAAGCGAUCAGUACGUUUGCUGAUUUAUCAACCCAUUGAGGGGCUUUGUGAUGAUAAACAUGCUGUCUUGAUGGUCUGUGCAUUCACUGUUCAUGUCACAUGCAGUUAUUGACAAAUGAGAAAAGGAGAUAUGCUCCCACAGUGUGUUCGUGUGUGUGCGUGCAUGGUGCUGACUAGCAGAUCUGAGAUUGCCUUAGGGAUGUUACUAACACCCACAUCCGUCAUGAGUGAGUUGUUACGGUGACGUAAGCCAAAUCCUCCAAUGUGUCUGGGCUCAUCCUGAAGGAGAGCACAGGAAGCCAGGGUGAUGAGAUAGCAGCAGUUACAGAAAACCAAGACAGACAUAAAUGGACUUUAAUCAAAUUUCCACAGUGCCGCAGUCAGAUGAUCUGUUCUUUUACAACAUUCAUACUGCUCCUGAUUAAAGAUAUUCUUAAUCAGCAGCAGUAUGAAUAUUGUACUGGCCCUUUAAAGAUUUUUUCAUUCAGUCUGAAUGAUGUCUCUGUGCACUUUUGACAUUUCCGCACAAAGAAGUCUUUCUCCACAUCACUUUUCUCCACAUCACAGACGUUAUUGAUAUCUAAAUGAUUAUGAGGUCAUAGCGUUAGUCGACACUGACAACAGACCCUCUUCUUGUAUGACUUCAGAGUCAGUUUCCCCACAUGACCUCUAAAAGCACUUUACAACAUGCCCACAUUUAUAUUUAAUGAGCUGCUCAAAAUAAAGCAAGGCUUCUCACAGGCUUUAAGAAAUACAUGUGAAAGCUAGUUACUGAAAAUGAGCACAUCUCAAUCCUGUCAUUUAAACCCAUCAGUGACUUUCUCUACUAGAGACAUUUUUCUCUAAAUAUUCUAAAACAUGCAAAACUAAUUUAAUAAUAAGAUUAUUGUCUACUACCUGAUCAUUGUGGAGAAGUUGUUUAAAUAAGGAAAAUAUUCAAAUAGCUAAGGAUAGCCUUUAUUCUUUUAAGCUGGAUAAUAUAACAUUGUGUACACAGAAGUAUAUAAACCACUGAAGGGAACCCAGACUGCUUUACUGUAGAGUGCUUUGUGUAUGUGUGUGUGUGGCACGUCUAAACCGGUAGAAGGUAUUUGAUCUUCAUAAAUCCCCAGUCACAUGAAUGUGAUCAUAAUCCGCAGCUCUGACAAGUGUGUGAUGCAUAGAUCAGGCAAAUAAUGAGCAGUUCUCUCUUUCCCACACACAGACAUAUUCACAUCUUCAGUUAAUCUUUCUAUUACUCAAUCACAAUUCAAUCACUUAAAUGCUUUUAAGAUAUGUGCUUAAUUGAAGACCUGUGAUGAAGGUCUCCAUGGAUACAUGCACAAACACACACACACACACACACACACAAUGACAAAUGCACUUCUUCUUACAUAAGUCCACUGAUUAUGAGUAAUUUACUGUGAGACAUGUCUCAGCCAUAAGAGUAGUCAUGUUUGAUUCAUACAGCAAUUUCUUCUUUAAAACUACAGCCCCCACUGUGCCUUCUCGUUUAUGCUUGUGCAAAAAAAAUCAAUGUGACGCAUGAAUUGGACAGUCACCUGAUUGGCUAACAGACAGAUACACACUAGAAAGAAAGAGAAGGAGAGAAAGGGAGAAGAAGAGAGGCAUAAAGGAGAGAGAGCUUACUGGAGUAUGAUCUCCAUGCGGGAGGCAGGCGAUGGUCUCCAGACUCAGAUGAACUCUAUGAUGGGAGCUUUGCAGGAGCUGAAACUCCUUAAAGUGCAGACUGCUCUGGAACAACUUCAGCUCUCCUGCAAAACCAGUCAGCUUUAUCAACACUCUCCUCACAGACCUAUGACCUCAGAUACAGCACUCACACAUCAUCUGGAUCAUAUCUCAAGAGGAAGCAGACAAAACGAUACACAGAUUUCAGAACAGCCAAAAAACCAUACCUUUACAAGAGAAUCAAGUCUGUCUGACCUAGAAAUGGAACCCUCUACAUUCCUCACCAGCUCCCCAUUUGAGAAACAUAGUCUGGUACCACACCAGGUACCUAGAAGGCAGGAACCUAGAGGAACAAAUCAUAGAGGAAGUCUGUGCAACUCUGCUUCCUUCUCCAGCUCUGAAGAUGACAGCUUUUCCUCCUGUGAUUCUCGAGACAGCGUCCUUUUAUGCAACACUGCAAGCCGUUCAACCUCAAGAUCUCCUUUUGAGGAGCAUCAACCUUCAUUCUACUCAGCCACGAUGACUGAGGUCCAAGGACUAAUGGACACACUUUCACGGGAAGGGCCCUCAAUCGACAGUGAUUUUUCUCAAUUUGACACAGAAGACUCCAGCGACUGGACGUCCUCUCUGAUGAGUCAAAGCCGAAACAGGCAGCCAUUAGUGUUAGGAGACAAUGUCUUUGCUGAUUUAGUUGGUAACUGGCUUGACCUGCCCGAACUGGAGAGCCGAAUAUCUGGUGAGGCAGAGAGCACAGGAAGGAUUGCUGAAGCAUCUCAGCAUCCACUGCGACUCAGCUGCUCUCAGGAGUUCUGUAGACGACUCUCUCUAACCACCAGCAUCUUCAAAAAGGUGUUGCGCAGCAUUCGACCUGACCGGGAGAAACUUCCCAAGGAGAGACCAGGAUGGUUACACCUAGAGGACGAGGAGGAAACCCUCUUUAAAAGAGCCAAGAAGAAGAAUAAAGGGUCCAAACCUAAAGAUAGUGCCUACAGACCCUUCUGGACAAGAGCUGGUGGAUUGAGAGGGAAAAGCAAACCAAAACCAGAAAAUACAGAGACCAAAAGUUCAAAAGGGCCAAUAUUUGAUUAUAGCUCUGCAGUCUGGGUUUAAGAGCUAUUCAUAUAAACACUGAUCAUCACAGGGUCAAAAACAGAGGACUUAUUUAACAACAAAUAAGUAUGGAAUUACAGCAAGUUAGAAGAACUAACUUUAAGACAAUUCUCAGGACCUAUUCUAAAUUUAGAAGCCAAUAAUGAACACAAGCCCAGUGUGUAACAGAGAGGGGUCUGUUUAACUCUCUUUCUGUCUUGCCAUCAACGUUGUGGUUCUGAAGUUAAAGGUACCCAUUUGUUUUCAGAAAACAACAGAUUCCCAAGGCUCAAGCUCAAGCAUGUAAUUACCAUUACUGUGCAUUCCUUUAACAUAGAAUCAUCCAUAUACACCAUACACCAUGUCUGAGAAAGAAUAAUGUAUACAAUGCUCUCAAACUAGUAUAUAAUUGCAAAAAUUGAGCUCAUCAAGACUUUUUGUAUUAAGGUAAUUUGGGGGAAAAACAAACUGUCUUUUCCUGAUGAGUCAAAUUAACUAGUGUCAAUCUGUUUAUUGAUUGUCUGCCUGUUUAGACUACCUUUAAGGUGCAAGUGUCCAGCUGUCAGUCAAACUCAUGUGCUGAAUACCCAAAAAAUAAGUGUCUAUAUACUUCUCAUGUAAGAAACCAAAAAUGUUCACCUACAGAACUGUAACAAUACAAUAAAUUAUGAAAUGUUUGUAACAUAUGAACAUGUUGAUGUUCUGCAAAUGCUCAUCCACUAAUGUUACCCAUACUGUAUGUUCUUGUUUUCUUAGAAACUCAUGUAUGGCAAACAUAAUUCCUAUAUGAGCACAUUUUACCCAGUUAACAUGCACAAUUAUUGGAACACAGCACACUUAUGAUUAACUGAUGAAUUGAAAUAAGGUUAUAUAUCAGGUCAAAUAUUCACUCAGAACUAAGGAACGUUUGAAAUCCAUUCACUUUUUGUGACUGUCCAAGCUUUAAUAUGUACAUGGAAGAGCUUACCAUAAACCUUAAGUGUUUUUUUUUUUUUUUUUUUGCUCUAAUUAUUUGCUAUAAUGGCCAAAGAGCUUCUUUUUGACAAAUCAAUUCAUGUUACUAUUGAGAAACUAAUCACUUCAUUAAAAGUGUUCUAUGCAAAUUAUGUUGUGUGAAAUAUUUUUUGAAUACAAAUUAAAGUUGCCUGAUUUAUACUUAUACUAAAUAAACUAGAUUUCAAUCUGUGA